Meriones unguiculatus (Mongolian gerbil) is the source of this 10162-nucleotide messenger RNA. It is a transcript of the gene Efna5, whose product is annotated as ephrin A5. Gene Ontology annotation, molecular function: ephrin receptor binding. Lineage: Eukaryota; Metazoa; Chordata; Mammalia; Rodentia; Muridae. The coding region runs from base 5507 to 5953 and encodes 148 amino acids. The transcript is spliced from 5 exons. The record is from RefSeq and is a predicted model, not a curated record. Gene Ontology annotation, cellular component: external side of plasma membrane; plasma membrane. Gene Ontology annotation, biological process: axon guidance; regulation of actin cytoskeleton organization; regulation of cell-cell adhesion.
ACACACACCCAUGUGUGCAUGUGUGUGUGUGUUUUAAGGUAGUGUCUUCUAUGAAACCUGGCUAGCCUGGAGCUCUCUAGAGAGAGCAGGCUGUCCUUGAACCUAAUCAUCCUCCUCCCUCUUGCUCUCUCUCUCCCUCUUUUUUUUUUUUAAUGAGAACUGGGAUACCUAGGUCUAAAGUUUUAAUAUCAUGAAGUUUCUGGGGCAAGAAAAGCAUAGUUAGACAGUUUUACAAAGUCUGUCCUUGUAGACAUUCACAAUUAAUACAUAUCUUCAUAAAAGCAAAAAUGUUCUUUUUAAUGCCUGUCACAAGAGACUUAAUAGAGAGGCACAGUCUACUUAAUGCCUUUCUUAAUGCUUUGCAGCCGACGCCACCAGAAGUGCCUUGCUGGGGGGGUACGUGCUGAUCAGGUUUUUGGUUGUCCAGCCGUCACCAGUUUGGUGAGGUAGGCUUGUCUUUGAACCAUGUGGGUAUGUUCCUGUAACACUUCAGGCUUACACGGAAAACCACUAUCCAGGACAGCGUUGAUGCUAGAAGGCUUGGAGGGUCCUGCAUGACCUCACCACGCUCGUGUUGUAGGGAUUGGUGCAGAAGGAGAGCCACAAGCCUGCUGCACCUUCCUGUAGGGGGCUGGCUCUCUCCGGAUGUGAACUUUGUGCGCCAGGUCUGCCAUCCGUGAGAAAAUGGCUUGCUAAAAAGAGCUUCCUCCAGUGCCGGGAGGGAGUUGUAGCCCCCAAGUUUUCUACCGCAGUCUAGUGCUCAGCCUGGCCCCGGACACAGUGUGUCUGCUCAGCCCAGCCUUUGAUACAGUGAACUACGGUUAAGUAACACAAAAAGCUACUUCUGUGGCUUGAUUAAAACAACCUGCUCGCUGCUGCCUGCUUGUCAGCUUGUGACUCUGUGAGUCCUGCUCCUCACUUCCAUCCAUCACUGCGGAGCACACAGAAGAUGGAAUAUAUGUAGUGCCCUGUGCUUGCUUAGGCCUUAGCAAAUACCAAUUCAUCACUAACUUGGCCCUACAAGGGACCAUUCAUUGGCAUGUUAGAACAUUACAAUUUACCCAGUGUUCCCUGCUAUGGAAGGAAUCACAUGACCGGAUCUCAAAACAAAAAGAAUUCUACAAUAUGUUCUUGGAGUUAUUAAUAAAAAUAACUGCUGGUUGACAGGAAAGGCAUAUGGUAGAUUUAAGAUGCAUGGCCACAGUCACAGUAUUUCAUUUUUAAAAGAUUCCUGCUUCAGAGCAUGAGGAGAAAGACAAGCUUCAGAAAAACCUCCAACCUGAGAACCAUUUGAUGAGGUAUUUCCGCCCUCACCUGCUUCCUGUUUCAUUGCUUACCACUGAGCCCUGGUAAUACAAGGGUGACUAAAUGUAAUCAGAGCGAUUGGCUGCUUGAGAUCUUCUUUAAUGCACUGCUUCGGACACAGUCCAUAUGCUGUGCAAAUAAAUACAAAAUUAGCGUUCCUGUUGGAAGCCUUCAGUGAGAAUGAGUGAUCUGUCUUGCUUAUGAAAGGUUCAUACGUUUCCGCUCAGAGCUGUUUAUCAGUCAGCUUCUUCCUGCUUAUGGAUUCAGAAAUGGAAUACAUCAUUUGUCAGUGCCCAAGCACAUGUGCUAAAGACGACCAGAUUGAUCCGAGAGGAUGAGCGAAGCAGCCGAGCAGUGCUAGGAGCGUGGCCCCCACAAAUUGUAUUAUCUUCCGAGGCUGUCGACCACUAGCUUUUUUCUCUACUGCAGAAAAGGGGAAGCUGCUUUUUCUACCUUUCACUUCUGUAUUAGAAAAAAAAAAAAGUGACCACUCUUGGUCCAGCUAAAUGGAAAUGGAAAACAGCCCAGUCUCUCUGGGUAGUGAAAUCUACUAAAACCACAUUUUUUUUUUCUUUCCUCUCCAAAGGUCCACACACACUCUCUCUUCUGAUUGCAAGUUUAUUUGAUGUUGGAUUUCAAUUAGAAACAAAACACUAAUGUCAGGAUUUCAGGAGUGCCAUUUUCUCUGUUGUCAAACUGCUCCAGACAGAAUUUUCUCUUGGUUCAUGGAAAUAAUUCCCACCAGGGCAUUAGAAGGCGAGAGACAGUGUUUCGCAGGGGAAACUAAUGGCUUUCUGAGUUUGACUUGCUUUCAGUCUGUGCAAAAGGCCUGUUGAAGCCGAGUUGAUUGCAGAGCUAUCAAAGCCCUCCUUUUCAGCAAAACUCCUUUGCACUUGUGUCCCGUUGAAAAUUACUGUCUGAUGCCAGGAGAUUGAGGAGCUAAACUCACGCUACCGAGGACCUUCCGCGUGCCUUUCCCACCACAGAUUUCUGACCCUGGCCUGCAGUAAUUAACCAUCUAGGUGCCACACCGUUUCCCGAGGGCACCAGGAGAAAGAAACAGAUUGCCUUAGGGAAUGGAUGGAAGCCAGUGCGGAAACAGGUCUGGGUGUCUGCCCCACCCUCCAUGUUCCCAUAGCCCCCGUCGUCUUGCUUCUGCAGUCCUCCCAUGACUGUUUUCCUCGAGGUGAUUCCUUUUUAAUCAAACUGGUAGGAAAGACAAUCUCAUGCUCAGUAUACCUAAUAUGUAUGUCGUCAGAAGUACCAUGCCUGUUCUUUGGAAAUGUGUGCUCCAGCUCUGGUCAGAGCUGGUAGUCCUGAACCAGCACAGGGCUCUGUGCUCAGUCCUUGAUUGUGCCUUACGGUGAAGGCUCAGUGUGUGGCUUUAAUUUCCUCAGUCAGCGGAGUAGGCGCAGGCGCGUUUCAGACCACACGUUUGACUGUCAGUCACCUAUUAGACACAGUCAGUUCUGUUUCUCAUCGGUGGCUUUUAAACAAGUCACAUGACUCCAGGGACAGUACAGUGUUAUGGAGAUGUGACCAGUGGUGACUACACGAAUUGAGUAGAUGUUUUAUGAAAUGAACAGUGGGAGACAAGUUCAUCUUCUGUGCCUUUUGACGUGUCGGAGAAUGUUCUUCUGUUUGUGUUUAGACUGAGCUUAUGUGGCCAUUCAAAUGCCUCAUGCUACAAGUUUAGGGUAACAUUUAAAUAAGACAGGGCCUUGACAUAGGAGAUCUAAUAGCAUAGACCUGUAAUCCCAGCCCUCCAGAGGCUGAAGCAGGAAGAUCUCAAGGUCAAGGCCUGCUGGGACUACAGAGUGAAUCGAAAGCAAGUUGGGGGGAACUUUGUAAGACUCUGUUGCAAAAUUAAAAAAGAAAGAAAGAUAUAUAUCAGUAAAAGAAUACUUGUACUGGUAGCAUGUGCCAGUCUCUAGGUUCAAUCCUGAGUAUGAGAGACAAAAGAAAAAAAAUUAAGUUGUUACAUGUGCUGCCCUCAAGGACUCAGGGUGGCCUGUAAAUAAACAAUUACAUGUGACAUGGCAAGGGCUGCAGCUGGGCGAGUUCAAGAUCGUUUUGGACAAGGAGCUUUUCUAGACCAGCCUGCUCUGCUUCUGUCUCCUCGUAUUGCUCACUGAAUGAAGAUAAUUUUUAGGGCUCACAAAGCUUCGAUGUUGGCUUUUUUUAAGUAGUGGUAUUGAGUAAUAUGAAUAUUUUUUAAAUUCCUGGACAGAGCAGCUCUUCACUAGUCUUGCUUCUCAUCCACGAGUAACACUGGGUUUGGUACCACGAGGUCACCAGUCCUGAGUCCUUGUUCUGCCUGGUUAUCGGGGACACCAUGUACGCAAGGUGAAGGCACUGGGUGUUUUGAGCAUGCCCCUACAAGAGAUUGAAAGUUCCCUGGGGCCGAGCCCCAGCCUUUAUGCAGAGUGCCCUAAGUAACAAAUGCCACACCUCACAUAUUGGAGGCUGUCUGUCUCAGAACUGAUUGAGUGCCAGCAAGUGCUCUCUGGGAGGGAGAUCCUUAUUGCCCAUUUUCUCUGCUUCCUAAAUGAUCUUAAUUGCUUUGGUAAGAGGCAUCUAUUCAAAACCUCCCUCCCACCAUGGGUUAUUCUCUCAGUAACAAGGUUUAGAUUACCCCAAUAUCAGGACCCCGACUGAUAUAAUGGGCUUCUCUCCAAGGGUCACCUGACAAACCUCUUUCUUGUAUACCUUUACUGCCCAGAAGCCUCUUGGAUGAGUCUCCAGCUCACAGCCUUGGAUUUGAGGAAAAGGAUGGGGCUGCAGCUCUGAAUUCUUGGAUCUUCCAUUUCAGAAUUUUCAGAAUCUGUAAGAUGUGUGGGAUGCUCAUAUUAGGUAUUCUUAGUCCCAUUUUAAAACAUUAAAUAUUAAAAUAGAUACAGGAUAGUGUCACCAAGAUUGAUAUUUAGGAUAUCACAGGUAGAAUUAUAAUUUACAUUUUGGCUUAAUGGAGUCUGAAGGGGGGGCGGUUAUAGUUUGGCACAUUCCUCUCUUUGUUACUCUUUAUGCUACUCUUGGGUUUCCUUUCCAGCUGAUGAUUUCAGAAAAUUGUAUGUUCUCCAUUUAAAGUUUAUUUAAUCAGAGUACAUUUAUGACAAAAUUAAGUAAAUAGAAAUACAGCCAAAUUAAAAAGAACAGAGAAAAUAAAGCAUUUAAACUGCUUGCCCUUUCCAGAGUGUUCUUUCGAUGAUUUUCCCCCCGUGAGUGAAGAAAAUAACUUCCCCUUCAUUUCCAUCAUGCCAUGAGAAAAAGGUAGGGGUAGAGCAGCAUUGUCAUUUUUGAAAAAAGAAAUGAUUGACAGUGUCACUUAAAUUCAAAUGUCUCCUUAAAAUAAAUAUAAAAAGGCCUUUGAAGGAGUUGCUUUGAAAAAUCUUUUUUUUUUUUUUAAGCCUAGAGUCCUCAACUUCUCUUCCUUUCUACUUUCUUCUUUGAUUCCUGGCAGAGUUUGGCCCCCACCAGAGGGGAGGCUGUCUGGGAAUGUACAUCCUGUGCGUUAGAUCAGCGUUAGAUCAGGCCUCCGCACCUGAGGCCCAGGUUGUUUCCACACUGGGCCCUUCCCCUCCUGGGCAGUGGGCUGUGCAGCUGAGAUGUGCGUCCUAAGUGGGGAACAGGGCUGCUCUUUUCAGUUUAGCUUGUGGCUGUCCACAUUCCUCCAGCUGUCUUAGCCCUGGGCAAGCAUGCCUGUGUGCUGGUGGCUGGGGGAGACCGGCCUUUUGACCUCCUCUGUGUUGAUUAAAAGUGCUUCUCACAAUCUCACUGAUACUACAGCCAAGAUUAGAUGCACUUUCCUAGCCAGGCGUUGUGAAAGUGGCCAGGGUUUCUUGGUACCUGGUGUUCUAAAAUUCCAGGAGAACUGCGUCAGGAUGGCUGAUAAGCAGGUGAAGAGUUUCUCCACCCCCAGGACACACAUGAGUCGCACUGGCCUGUGAGAAGGCCUGGCCCUUUCCCCUGCUCUCCCUGUUCCUGCUGUCCAGAUGCUGCACUGUGGAUCUCGCAAGCCCAGCGCGGACUUCAGGCGCACUGUCUGCAGAAGCCACAGUCCCUCCUUGCUGUGCCUGGACUUCUGAGAUUCCAAAGGGGUGACUACCACAUCGAUGUCUGUAUCAAUGACUACCUGGACGUUUUCUGCCCCCACUAUGAGGACUCUGUCCCGGAAGAUAAGACGGAGCGGUAUAUUCUCUACAUGGUCAACUUUGACGGCUACAGCGCCUGCGACCACACUUCCAAGGGCUUCAAGAGAUGGGAGUGUAACCGGCCUCACUCUCCAAACGGACCACUGAAGUUCUCCGAAAAAUUCCAGCUCUUCACUCCCUUCUCCCUAGGAUUUGAAUUCAGGCCAGGCCGAGAGUACUUCUACAUCUCCUCUGCAAUCCCAGACAACGGAAGAAGGUCCUGCCUAAAGCUCAAAGUCUUCGUGAGACCUACAAAUAGCUGUAUGAAAACUAUAGGUGUUCAUGAUCGUGUUUUCGAUGUUAACGACAAAGUAGAAAAUUCAUUAGAACCAGCAGAUGACACCGUCCAUGAGUCAGCCGAGCCAUCCCGCGGCGAGAACGCGGCACAAACACCAAGGAUACCCAGCCGCCUUUUGGCAAUCCUACUGUUCCUCCUGGCGAUGCUUUUGACAUUAUAGCACAUUCUCCUCCCGUCGCCUGUCACUGAGAACAUCAGGGUCUUGGAACACCAGAGAUCCACCUAACUGCUCAUCCCAAGAAGGGACUUGUUAUUGGUUUUUGGCAGAUGUCAGAUUUUUUGUUUUGUUUUGUUUUCUUUCCUUCAGCCUGAUUUCUAAGCAACAACCUGGGGUUGCUGGGGGAGGGGGUAAGCUGAUUGCUGCCUCCUUCACCCCACCCCAAGCCCUUGUCCUUGACCUCUCUCACCCCCUUAGAAAUUAAAUGGACUCCAGAUGAAAACGCCAAAUUGUUGUAGUAACACCAGUGGCUCUUCGCCUCCUGUGCAUUCCCCUCUAGAGCUCACCUCUGUAAGCUCAGGGUGUCGGCAGUAUGCAGACAAGGAAGAGUAGGAAAUGCUGCCCGCAAUGACCAGGCCUGAGAGGGUGUCCCUCUCCUGUAGAAUACUUAGGCCUUCUCAUUCAGGACGGUGAGGUGCUGGUGUGGAGCAUGGUGCUGGCAUGUCAGGCCCAGAGUUCAGCGUGGACAUGGUAUUGUACCAUAGCCUCUACCAGGGCAGAAGUGAGCAGGCUUCUCAAAGGCUCAGUUUUUGAUUCAUCAGAUAUGACUGUCUUAGAGCAUUCUUGCCAGCAAAACUUGGGCUGUGUCAAAGAAGCCUCUUCUCCCAGAAAGGAGGGUUGGAGGCAGGAUGCUAAAUCAUAGGAAGUACGAAUAUUGAGAAAACAAUCUGUUGCUGGGGGUGUGAACGCCUCUGACUUUUUAGUGACUGGGCAGUGCACACCUGAUUUUUUUUUUCCUUUGAAUACGGAUCACCAUGGUGCUACAACCUUUUGUUUUUCUUUUAGGAGCUCAAAGAGGCAUUUUUAUGAAUAAAGUGACCUUCCCCAAGGCUAAGAAGCCUGGGUUGAUGAGUAGAGAGUGGAAUAGCUUUGGCUGCUCCUCUGGGGACGAUAUGUACAAGGAAAGAAAGUCUUUGGCCAGAGGAGAUGCAAUUUGGCUUUGCUGGAGCUCCAGUGUGCUGUGGCCUUUCCCCAACUCCCACCGCAAUGCCCACGUUUUGCUCCAUUCUCCGUGAGCACAGGGGGCUCAGACACAGGCCCCUGUCAACAGGAGAGUCAGUCAGCAUGACUUGGGAGGGCUAAAGGGAAAUUUGGAAUAAAAAAUUCCAAAAGUUUGGAAUAAAAACUUCAAGUGUUGAUUUCAUAUUCUUUCCCUUUCUGACACAGCCUAAAGCGUAGGGGGAACAUGUGUUUAUGUGUGGGAGAUAAACAAGAUGGAGUCCCAAAGACUUUGACAAAAUAUUUUUUUAAAAAAAAUCCACUAGAAUAGAAAAUACAUUAUUUAGAUAUACUUUAUGCUGAGAGUGAGUAUAUAUGCUUGUCCUAUUUAAACUUGUGAGAAAAAGUGGUACCCCUUGAUACAUUUAGAAACAUGGGGGGUUUAUCUUGUUUCAUAGUAGGGUUGGGGCAGGAGAAUGAACACAGGAUGACCCUGUUUAAAGAACCUUAGCAUGGUCAAGGGGUGGUUCCAGCUGAUUACCAGGAAACACAAGCUGUGGGGCUUCUCCUGGUGGGGUGUCAGGAACUCUAAAUCCCAAAGCCUAGACAGGGAAAAAUAUCAGACCAAUGGAAAGGUGAUCUAGCCUAUCUCUGCUAUUGCACGACAUCAAAUAGAAACCAUGCCUUUGUAAACAAGCAAGUCAGUAAAAGCAAUGAUCAUGUAAUGUGGAAAAUUGAAAGCAUUCCAGUAAAAAAAAAAAAAAAAAAAAAAAAGGAUGUUUUUUUUAUAUAUUCGUUUUUAAGAUGUAUAUGUAAAAAAAAAAAGAGGAGUUCACAUUAUAGAUGGACCUCAUGAAUCAGAAAUUGCUUAGAAGUGUGAGUAGUUUCAAAUUAGGAAAACGUGAGUGAAAGGCAGCUGUGAACGUGCUGCGUCCUAGAGAGCUGUGCGCACGCUGCAGCGUAAGCUGGGCUUACUUACCUGGUCCCUUUGGAGUGGAGACUGCUGGAGUCUGCUCUCGCCUCACCCAUGUGACUGGAGUUGCCAGCCUCAAAGAUCCACUUAGUCCUCUUCCCCCGUCCUCCGAGACUUCUCCGGAGUAGCAGUCUCCUCACAGAAGGCACCCACCAUUUCACUGACAGAACUUCAAAGCAUUGGAUUCCUUUGCCUUUAUUUAUACGCUCGGCACUCUCAGUAAUAUCCAGAUGUAUUCUUUUUAUUAAUAGUUACAGGUUUGUGGGUUAGUGGGAUUUCAGUAAGGGGACUAAAACCCCUUCUAAGAUGGAUGAAUAGAACCAAAAUAAUACUGCAUGUACUACAAUCAAGGAAAACAAGUGAUCCUAUAAUAAUUCCAGUUAGUCCUGACGGCAUUAGCGGUUCUAAUGUCAUUUUAGAAAUGGUGAAUUCUGUGGUUCUUCUAGCAUUGUCUCUAACAAAUGAUGAAAUAAUUACUCAUGGCCCUCUCUGCCAUUGUCUUUCAUUUUCCACUGUGCAAUUAGACUCUUUUACUUCAUGUCAUGCCACCAAUGAUUAAGUUAAAAAAAAAACAAAAAAAAACAAAAACUACCCACACCAGUAGACUAUAUGCUUUUCUACCUGUGACAUAAUCGUAGCUAAUACACUUGUGUGGAGUUUUCAAGACGAUUGGUGUCAGACAGUUUUUAUCUUGUCCAAAAAGCGCUGGUGGCUUUCUGUGCUGUUGUUACAAUCCUCGGUGGGCUUAGGAUGUCCAUACAGCUUGGUAGCGGGUUUAAUUUUUAAAACAAAUCAAAAGCAUAAGGGCACCCCGGAGUCCCUCAGCCCCAGUUGGUCAAACCCCAGCGACCUUUGCCCUGGUUGCCAAAGGCUUUGCAAAAUGAAGCAGGGAAUAAAGAUCUGUCUGUUUAGUGGAUACUGUGUAUCCUUUAAUAGACCAGGUAACAGUUGGUGUUAGUUUUAGACUAUUGUUUUGUACUGUACUUUCUUGGGUGGCAGAGGAAAGAAAAGUCAAAAUGUUAAAAAAAAAAAAAAACUGCGUUCUUUAAUUCUGUAUUAUUAGCGACCUCUGUUGUAUAUAGUGUUUGAUAAUAAAGUAUUAAUUUGAUUCUUAUGUCUUUUGUAAGUGACAACAAUAGACUUUCAGGAUACAAAACAUGCAUUGAGGCUUUGAAACAUCCGAUGUAUACAUGGCUGAGAAGUGACUCUGUGGUCAUUGCGCACUUAAUCUUACAGCUCCAUCGUCUUGGGACCAGAAACAGCAGGACUGCUUUGAUUGAUAUUUUGUCCUCAGUGUUUUCAAGGUCUGAUGUAGGAGCUCUGUGGUCAUUCCCCCCACCCAAAGCAUGUGGUUUGAGAGGUUUAGGUAACUUAGAAAUGGUUCUGUACUUUGGAUUUCUGUUUGUCAUUUUCCCCCAGGAGGUCUUGUCGGUAUCAAGUGCGGCUCAGACUCAGGAUGGUUGCAGAGCGGUCCCUUUAGGAAGGCUCAGUGGGGCUGUUUCCCUCUCUGUGUCUUUGUGAAAGGAAGAGUCACAGCACCUGUGGGCUUUCAGGGACUCUGUUUUUCUCCUGUGCCUUAGCAACGGCUGCAGCCAUUUUUAUUAGUUUCACAAAAUUAGAAAAACAGUUUUAAACUCCUCCUUUCCAUUCAUUGCUCUCAGAGUUGUGCUCGCCAGACUUUCUUUUGAAAACCACCUCCACCAACAGCCCGUUUGCCUGCCUGACCCCUCUGCCCCCCGCUCUGUCUGUCUCUCUCCUACCUCCCGCAUUCUAUUUUCCCUCAGAGCCGUGACUGGGCAGGUCUGUCUCUGUUUUGGCAUCACUGAGUUUUUCCCAUGCAUUUGUCCCAGAGCCGCCCGGAUGUGAGACAAAUCUCCCUACAAUGGGCUCGCUCCCAUUGUUUGUACAGUUUAAUAGAUGCUGCCAUGUUGGAGGUUACCCAUGAGUCAAAAUCCGUUUUCCAUGCUUACUCCUGACACCCCAUUGAAGCCACUCAUUGUGUGUGCGUCUGGGUGUGAAGUCCAGCUCCGUGUGGCCCUGUGCUUGUGCUCCCUGCCUUGCAGUCCUUUGCACUUGCUUAUCGAGUGCUGUUUUGAAAUGCUGACAUUAUAUAAACGUCAAAGAAAAUGUAAAAAAAAAACCUGAAACACACACACGCAAAUCCAUACGAUCUGUAUUUGUAUAUACACGUGUCCGUACAAGUAUACCUAAAUAAAAAUUAAUGAUUUUCAUCAUUUUAA